AGCUGGCUCGCGAGGGCAUACCCCAACGACCGACGGAUCAAGGAGGCGAUCGAGAUGUUCGAGCAUGUCGUUGCUGUUGAAGCUCACAAUUAUGCCGAGGACGACCCUGAGCGCGUUCUCUCCGUGGAUCUGCUAGCGGAUGCAUACAUACAACUCGAAUCGUGUAAUGAGAAUAUGGACAGCAAGAGUCCAGUCUCAGAUGGCGAUGACUAA
This is a messenger RNA of Microdochium trichocladiopsis, 213 nucleotides long. RefSeq lists its product as uncharacterized. Lineage: Eukaryota; Fungi; Ascomycota; Sordariomycetes; Xylariales; Microdochiaceae. Gene Ontology annotation, molecular function: protein binding. The transcript has a single exon. The annotation marks the transcript as partial. The record is from RefSeq and is a predicted model, not a curated record.